This is a messenger RNA of Ziziphus jujuba (common jujube), 1716 nucleotides long. RefSeq names its product mitogen-activated protein kinase kinase 10. Gene Ontology annotation, cellular component: cytoplasm. Bases 680 to 1699 code for a protein of 339 amino acids. The record is from RefSeq and is a predicted model, not a curated record. Gene Ontology annotation, molecular function: ATP binding; protein serine/threonine kinase activity. The transcript has a single exon. NCBI's taxonomy places the organism in Eukaryota, Viridiplantae, Streptophyta, Magnoliopsida, Rosales, Rhamnaceae. Gene Ontology annotation, biological process: protein phosphorylation.
AUUUCGUAUUCUGAUCCGAUUAGUCUGAGACUCUGAUGAGCCUCUAUCAGCCGGCAAAAUACUUUUCUCUCUUGCUCUGUUAUUGUAUGGUAAUCCCUAUAUUAUAUCACUCAGGACUCUACCUUUUGCACCUCUUAUCAUUUACGGGCUAAUAGGGGGUCACAGAUUUUUAGCACAACCCUGAUGGCCAAGAUUUCAAGUGCAUCUUUGAAAUGUUAGUCACGAGUUAAAUGUUUAUAAUCUUUCACUGGUUAAGGACACAUGUUAACCAAGGCCAUAAAAUGGAUUUUCUUUCUUGGAUUUUUAAUUUUUAAGUAAAAUGUAAUUAUUGGAAAACUAAUAAUAAUAUUGGUAACAAAAGAAGUCACGUGGCAGACUAUAAACCCAGCUCAAAAACUAACUACACAAUUCAGAGCCAGAGAUAGGCAUCUACGUCACCUCAAAAACCUCACCUGCCCGUGAAUUUUGGGAUAGUCACAAAACACUUGUCAGCUUCUUGGUGUUGGGAAGCAAGUCCCUAUUGAUUCCAUGAACUCCAUUAGUACCCGUCAGAUUGAUUUCUUAGCAAAUAUUGAUUCCUUUGAAAACUUUCUUUAACUAUAAUAAACAAAAGUGCGAGAGAGAAAAAGAGAAAAAGAGAAAAAGAAACAAAGGAAAGUGGGUGUAUUUUGGAGUGUAAAUGACAUUGGUGAGAGAAAGGAGACACCAGCAAGCAUUGAGGCUCGCCCUUCCACCACCAUCCCCAUCAACUGACCGCAAGCAACGUACCCAUUUGCCGGCAUUAUCGCCGGCCACCAGUCCAGAUUCUCCUUGCAUCGAGAACCUCUCUGAGCUUGAAAAACUGGCGGUUCUUGGCCAUGGAAAUGGUGGCACGGUCUAUAAGGUUUGUCAUAAGAAAACCUCGUUAGUUUAUGCUUUGAAAGUUCUCCGGUUUAAUCACAAUGCGAUUGCUAACCGGCAACAAGCUGCUCGGGAAGCCGAGAUUCUGAAACUUGUCGACUCACCAUAUAUUAUAAGGUGUCAUGGCGUUUUGGAUAAUGGCCUCAUGGAUGAGGACAGUGGAGGUGAUCUAUGCUUCCUCAUGGAGUACAUGGAAGAAGGGUCACUGCAUGACAUGCUUCGAGCUCGCCAGAGAUUGCCUGAACAGGUGAUCGCCAGCGUGGCAAGAAGAGUCCUUCAAGGACUGGAAUAUCUUCAUGGCAUGCAGAUUGUUCACAGGGAUAUCAAACCCUCGAAUCUCCUCAUAAAUGGGAGAGGAGAGGUGAAGAUUGCAGACUUUGGGGUGAGUGAUGUUGUUGCAGGAACUUGUGAGACAUGUGACUCUUACAUGGGAACCUGUGCCUACAUGAGUCCGGAAAGAUUUGAUCCAGAGAGGUGGGGCAGGGACGGCUCAGAUGGGUUUGCUGGAGACGUAUGGUCCCUAGGUGUGGUGGUGUUGCAAUGCCACAUGGGUCGGUUUCCAUUAAUAGGUCCAGGGCAGAGACCAGACUGGACGACAUUGAUGUGUGUGAUAAGCUUCGGUGAGAGGCUAGACAUGCCAGAGACGGCAUCAGCAGAGUUUCAGAGCUUUGUCAGUGCAUGCCUUGAGAAGGACUGGAGGAAGAGAGCAACGGUUGCUGAGCUUCUUCACCACCCAUUUGUGGAUACAAGUUAUUGCUCUUCUGCAGAAGAUCUGAUCGAUUAUGUUUUGCAUGGUUGAGUUCCAUUAUUCUUUUU